Messenger RNA from Cyphellophora attinorum, 753 nucleotides. RefSeq names its product Enoyl-CoA delta isomerase 3. The record is from RefSeq and is a predicted model, not a curated record. Lineage: Eukaryota; Fungi; Ascomycota; Eurotiomycetes; Chaetothyriales; Cyphellophoraceae. Gene Ontology annotation, biological process: fatty acid beta-oxidation. Gene Ontology annotation, molecular function: enoyl-CoA hydratase activity; delta(3)-delta(2)-enoyl-CoA isomerase activity. The transcript has a single exon. Bases 1 to 753 code for a protein of 250 amino acids. Gene Ontology annotation, cellular component: peroxisome.
AUGGCGUCCCCAACUAGCCCACCCUUCCAAGACCUGGAUAUCUCAACCGCCCCCGGAGCACCGCAAGUCCAGAUCAUAACCAUGAAGAAAGCGCCCGAGAAUCGCCUCAACUCUCAAUACGCCCAAACACUCAUCGCCGCACUCCGCUACAUCGAAACUCAAGUAUUCAAGCCCGAUGCUCCCGGAGCAGUCGUUAUCACAUCCUUCUCCUCCAAGUUCUGGUGCACCGGCCUUGAGCUCGACGAGGGCGACACCAACAUCUACGCCAACUCCGAUGGCUUCUAUCCACUGUUGGCUACUCUCUUAGACUACCCGUAUCCGACAAUCGGGUGCAUUACGGGCCACACUUUUGGUGGUGCGUGCCCUUUUGCGCUGUCAAUGGACUACCGAGUCAUGAACUCAGAACGGGGUUUCCUUUCGAUGCCGCCUGUGAACCUCGGUCUGCAUUUUCACGGGAUUGGAUCGCUGCCGCGACUGAAGCUUGGGCCUAGGAUUGCACGGAAGAUGCUGCUGGAGGCGCAUCGCUGGACGGGCAAGGCAGCCUUGGAGGAUGGCAUUGUCGAUGCAGUGGCGCCGCCGGACAAGAUGCUGGAGGUAGCUGUGGGUUUGGCCAAGCAGCAUGCUGAUCGGGCAACUAUGGGUGUGUAUGGUCUGCUGAGGACCGAGCUGUGGGGCGAAGCGUUGGAGAAGAUCAAGAGCAUCAGCUAUGUGCAUAGGAGGAGGGAGGGGACCGCGCCAAAAGCGAAGAUCUGA